UGAGUUCCGGUCGGUUCACAUCAUCGCACAGGAAGUGUGCUGGCUGCUGUUGCGUUUUUGGGGAAAAGCCUCCAUCGGUUUGGGAGCAGCCGUUCAGUGAGUGUACACCGAUAAAGGAAUGCAGACCGCAGCAACGACGACGACCAAGACCAAGACCGAGGCGACAGAAGAACCCCGUCAGCAUCAGCAGCAGCAGCAGGUCUCGACUGAAUUGGUCAGGCGGCAGUUGUGGAGUGUGUGUGGUGCGUGACACCAUCAUCAUCAUCAGCAGCAGCAGCAUUUCUUCCUUUUUGCAAAGCUCUCGAAAACCACACCGAUCAGUGGGCAAGUGGUGGAACGAAUUUUCAGUUGAAUCCGUCUUGUGAAUUGAAUCGGUUUUAAAUGGUUUCUGUCGCCCCGUUGAGGAUUGGAUGCAUAGCACGGGAACUGCUGGACUGUGAAGUGAAGUGAGGGACUGACUGAAAAGCGAAGUGGGUGGUUGAAAAGUCCCAUUUUCAGGGAAGGUUUGCUGAACCGCAUGGGGGGACUUUGGUGAACAGUGAUUCUAGGUUUUUCGCGAUUUGUUGAGAAAGACUUUGGUCAAGGCGAAAAGGAUUUAGUGUUCCGUUUUUUUGUCAAGGGAUUCUCUCCUGGUGGUGGCUGCCUGCUUCUUCUUCGUCUCGGGUGGCAAAGAAGUGCGUGUUCUUGGUAUUGUUCCUGGCGCUGGUGCUGAUGCUGUUCUCUCGCGAACAUCUCUCCCUCUCGGUGUGUUUAUAAUAAAUUCGUUGCUGAGUUUGUCGCCUGGUGGCGCUUCCUGCCAAGGAUGGCCUGGUUGAUGCUCGAAGGAAAAUGUAGGCUACUCGGUGUUCAAUAGAAAAUCAAAAUCUCCGGAAGAGAGCGAGUUGGCCAACUUAUUCCCGUUGCCAUUGUGGUGGUGGUGCAAUAUAGUGAAGAGCAUGUGUGCUUCGAGUGGCUGAGUGAUUUGUAGCUGGGGAAAAUUGCGGGUGGUAGGUGGAAAAACAACACACGAAGAAAAGAAAAGUGCUGGUAUUCGGUUGGUCGUGAAUGUUAAUGAGUUGCUCCCAUACGCCUAGGAAAAAUCAGUUCGGCUCUUCAGGGAAGACGAAGACGAGAGUGAGUCACCACCUAUGUGAAGGAAUUUUCAAAAUAGAGCAGAGAAUCGAAUAUAGUGAGUGGGAGAGUGAGAGCACCUUUUGGAAAUUGAAAAGAGUCGUUCGGAGAAUCCAGCAGGAGUGAAGUGGCGUUUUAAUCAGUGACCUCGUAGUACGCAUGAGUUGUGAUAUCGAUUGAUUGCGCACGCAAAGGGUUUUGCUCGCCGCGCCAUCUCGCCACAGUAUACUCUGUAAUGCCGUUUGGGGCCAUCAUCGAGAAGCAGGGAUCGGCAUCCUGCAGCGCGUAGCCGUAGCCGCGGAUGAGCGAAAAGUUUGACGGACCGUUGUCUGUAGCCGUCCCAGAAUUACGGUUCGCGUCCUAUCCGAAGGAAUUCUUCCAGCCAACGGGCCUUUUCCGGUCGCGAGUGCUAGUGUUUAGUGUUGAAAAACCCAGCAGUAGCAGUACUAGUGUGUGCGAUCAAGAUGGCCGCAAGUGUUCCACGACGACGAGCAGUGUCAGUGUUGAGAUACAGUGCUACAGCCAGCUUCAGCAGAAUACCGUAUUCCGUUGCGGCAGUGCAGCGAUACCACUAAGAAGCAUACGCAAGGACGUUAGAAAACUGAGAUGAUGGGGCCAUGAGCCCGAGCCCCGAGGUCAUCAAGAGUCGCAAGUGCGUCUCAAGCGGGCCUGCACCAUGCUAGCGCCGCCGAACCCGAGGUCAAUAUGCGGCCAGGACCCGGGCUGGUCGUGAUGGCGCUUGCGUUUAUUUCGGGGGCUCGGCGAGGCACCAGUCAACAGAGCAGUGCCAGUCAAGGUAGCAAGUUGGGCAAAUUUGAGGAAGACAAUACGGAAGCACUAUCACGGAUAAAUCCGUGGUUGUCAGCGUGCGAUCUGGCGCAACCCAACUCAGCACCGGAUCUCCAGGGUCAAUGUUCAGCCGGUACACUGCCCGUGGCCUGGAUAGACGAAGGUCCUGGUCCACCGCGGUGUCCACCGCCAUGCUCGGCUAAGUCUAAUAAUAAAAAUAGUAAUUAUAAGGCAACCCAUAUUGAUAAUACUAAAUAUAGCAUGGAGAACCGGUUAAAUGAUAAACAACAGUGCCUUGACUAUUUGGGCGACAAUGAAGAGAGUCCAGCACAAAUUUGUAAAAAAUCGCCGUCAGAUAUUGCGACCAAGUUGAAAACGUUACGUUUAAGACAUUGUUGUGAACGUACUGUUGGCAGCGCGCUGCACAACGAAGCGCACGCCAGAGUGUUGAGCGGUGGUUCAGACUGUAUUAGGAUGCUGAGUGACCUGCUGGAGACGGACGCGCUGGCCGCCAGGAUCACCUGCGAGUUCACCGAGGUGCUGGUGCGGUACGACUGCGGACAGCCGUACUCGAUUAUCCACCACUGCGAGGACUGCAAGGAGGCAUAUCGAAGGUGGGGUUGCACCAUUUUACUGCCAUACUUUGCGACGACGGAGGAGGUGGCCAACAUGAGUAGCAGUUGGGACAGUGGAAGCACCAGCGGUAGCAGUUCCCGAGUAGGCUCUAGCACCAGCAACAUAAGUGUUAACAAUAAAACCGGAAACGACGGUGAACGACGGCCAUCCCAGGGUAAACCGAACGCCACCUACCCUCGGGAUGUGCCGAAAAAGCAGACUGAACCAAAAUUGAGCGAUCCGAAGAAGCAGCAACCAUUAAAAGAUAUAUCAAUCGGUGUGAAAAGUUCACGCCGAAAAACGCAACGAGUACGAAUACGACCGUGUCUAGAUGUAUGUCAAACUGUGGAGCAAAAGUGUCCGUAUAUGCUGCCGGGUGAUCGGGCGCCAGCGUUACCAACCCAGUAUGCCGGCGAACCGACGUUUCUCUGUCGAGAUCUGAACAUUCAAGAAACGGGCGAACAGCUGCUGAAAUCCAACAGCGGACCGACGGAGUGCUGCUACGACUACUGUGGAUCAAUUCCGCAGUCUGGUGUGUGUGCAAGGUGUGAUCCACUGCUGUACGACGAUGACACCGAGGAAGAUUACACGGAGGCGGAUAUGAGAAACGAUAGCCCCACUAGUGGGAAACCUCCAGUUGCCAACAGCACGAAUGCCAUCAGCAGUAGCAGUAGUAGUAGCCACGACGAAAGCAGUAGUACUAGAAGGAACCUCCUCGAAGAGCUACGAUUCAGUAGCGAGCUGCCGCCCCGAUUAGCCACGUGUCCGAGCAUAACAAGCGCAACAACCCCGUCAUCACCUUCGGAACAUUGCAAAUCAGCGCAGCAGCUUCUGCUUCAACGACAACAACAGCAACCACCCAGCAAUCCUAAUGCUGCUGUUACUUUUCCAUCAGUGGCGCCGUCAUCGGCAUCGACGGCGACUACUGGAACUACGACGACGACGACGACGGCAGCGGCGACAGUGGCGUCCUCUUCAGCUUCAUCGCUAGCAUCAUCGUCAUCAUUUAUUAAACUAACUAGUAUAAAGUCGAUUUAUAACGCUUACUUUAAUAAUUCGUGGACGAUGAGGUUGCGAUGUCUAGACGAAUUUGUUGCAUGGACAAAAAUCCUGCUUCAGUUGGCCGGGUUAUAGUUAAGGCAAAACCUUUGGGCGCAAACCGGUUGAGUCGGAAGAACACACAAUCACUAAACACUCGGAUACACUCACACACACUUGGGUACACACUUGAAGGAACAUCGUCAGGCACGCUGACAUGAAACCGAAAUACGCCCAGCAAAAAGAACUGCUCGAGAAAAUGCAAAACAAACAAAAACCAACUCAGAGUUAAACGAAAACAACAGAAAACCCCGAAUUGUAACAUCAAAUAAACAAAAUAAUAAAAAGUUCAAGCACAAAUGCUCGGAGAAGAAACAGGAGAUUCAGUCGAUCAAAUGUCCGAUUUGCAGUGCGAAUCUGAUCGAUAGAAACGAGAUUAUUGAGGAAUCGUAAUUUGCGACGGAUAGCAACAACAGCAACAGCAAACAUCAACAAACACAAAACAAAACAGAUGAUUAACAGAUUGAAGCACAAAAAUUUAAUAACCAGCUGCUGCUCCCCUCGAACUCGUGGGUGCCACUCGGUCGAUCGUUUUUCUUCGGAACUGUGACGUGGCGUGGAUCGAUUUGGGUCCAGUUCGUGUUCAUAGGCCGUCAGUUAUGGGGGAGGAAAAUAAACAAAAAUUUCCAGUGCAAAAUAGCGUGACGUUUGCGUGCUUUCGUGGGUGCGAUUGAUGAUGUGAGUUUUCAUGACGGGAAUUGGCUGUGCUUGGGUUAAGAAGGUUCAAACGGUGAUUUUUCCUUGGGUUAAUUGGGAAACGAAUGACUGACAGUGGCAAAGCGAUCGUGAAUGGCACCCUCAGAGUUGAAAUAUGGAGACGGCGAGAAAAAGUGACAAAAUAAUAAAUGGAAAAUGGACAGUUUUAGGUGAAAUAUUAAAGAAAUUAUUAAUUGUUAAGUAAAGUGAGAAAACUAAUAGACGUAAACGAAAGCUAACAGUAGAAGAAGAUAAGAAAUGAAAAGGUUCAACAGAUAAACAAAAAUAAGCAGUUUUUACAAGCUGCUGAAACAACACGUGUAAGCAAGCCAGUAUUUUUCGAGUUCGAUUUUUUCCGUUGUUAAGUUUCAAACUAUUUUCGAGCGUUUUAGUGGAGCAAACAGCAAACCGAAACCAAAUCAGUGGAGAACGAUGUACAUCGAGCCGGAUCCGUCGUCACGGGCUAAGGUUUGUUUCGAGACAAAUUUCUUGGUAAUUCUAUUGCUGCCAAUCGGAAUGACGAUGAGAAUUGUUUGGACAGAGCAAAAAUCAGCAGAAAUCUAUUGGAAAAUGUCGACUUCAGGAAGCACGGAAGGUACACCGGAAGAAGUGAAGCAAUGUGUAGUGUGAAACCAGCGACCAGUAAAAAAGACACACGGUUUUUGAGUACAUUUAAGUCGCUACUAUUAUAAUUAGUCCGUCAAUUUUUACAACAGUCGUUGUUAGUUGAACAUACCAAAAACACGUGUGUGAACUUUGUGGGAGUAAACCUUUUAGACGCCGGAACAAAGGUCCUAAGGGAUGCGGUGAUCUCUCCCAGUGGACUUGUAAAACUUAGUGAACAAAUCAAGAAAAACCACCAAUAAACUCUACUUAUCUAAUCGUGAAAGGUAAAUGCACUAGAGGGAAUUAGAAGCCAAAAACAGAACAAACAUAAAGAGUACAGUUUCUUAACUUUUAUACUCGUUGUUGAGAAGCAUAGCAAAUCAAGUCGAUUGGAGUGCUUUUGUUUAUCACAACCCUUCACUUUCACGUUUCUGUGAACAAAAAUCUCAUUAAAUCGUGAACGCAUUCCUUUGUCUGAUGUGUGAGCGGCCGAGAUCAGAGUACACGAACACCGGCACAAGUGAGGAAUGCGAUAGAAUGCAACUCUAGCGAACAUACACACUCUCACCCCUACAAACCUAUCGUAAAUUGUAAACCUUAGAUCGAGCAAAGUGAAAUUAGAAUAAACGGUCACCAUGUUUGAAAAUCAUUGUGUGGUAAAUUGUUGCGUCAAAGACCUGGCACUCACCUUCUCUGCCGUAUCUGGUGCGGUCAAACGAUGUUAGGGCUGGAACCUUCGAUUGGUUCAUCCCUAACCUUUUGAAACUCCCAAACCAAUAUUCGACGGCAGUUAGGCAGAACCAGAGUAGGAAUAGGAACAAAUCGUUCGGCCCAAACCAACAGAAAAAAAAAACUACGAAAUACUGAGAACAACAGCAUCAGAAACUUGCUCCGGUCAUCGGUUGCGAUCGAAGCACAAAAGAAAGAAAACCUAAAGAAUAAUAAUAAAAAACAAAAUUGUUAACGUUCGAAAGCCAUAUUUUUAGCAUUUAAAUAGUAAUUAAAACAAAUGAAAUUAUAAUCAAUAUUUGUUACAUAAAUGUGAGAUUUAAAACGGAAGCUGAGACUUAUAAGGAAGAACAAAAACCAAAAGAUUCAGCUAAUGGAGAGCAAAAGCAGCAACAAUAAAGGGCAUCGUUUAUGCAUAAUCAAUGAACGAUCGGAAUGGUUGAGCGUCUAGAAGGAAAAACCAGUGAAACAUACCCCUAGUGACGUCACCAAGUUGUAAUGUUAAUCGUGUAGGUCAAAUGGUAAACAAAUAAACACAAAUUAUGCAGAGGAAACCCACCCGAAGUUUUACGAAAGAUCCUAAGUUUACACUGCUAGUGCCAGAAGUGCGGUAUUGUUGAGUUUUGAUUUUUGUCUAUUUAUUGUGCAUAUAUUUUCGAAAAUUUAUUUUUAUAGAGAUUGCAGAGUAAAAACUAACAGUGUUAAUAGUAAGUAGAACGACGUCCUAACAUCAGAGAGCGUGAAAAUGCUUCUGAAAAACCGAAACGAAUCGGGAAGAAAACAGAAAAAGGAUGCAAACAGAACAGAAAAAAAUGUUAAUCUAAGAAUUAUUAGUGGAAAACACAGGAGGAAUAGGUCCACACUGAAAAAAAAAACAAAACCUAGAGUGUAUAGAUUGAAUUUGUACUAUUUUUUAGGAAUAAACAAUAAAAGAAGACAACGGCACAGACACAACACUCACAAUUGACACUAUCUAUCUCUUUCCCUUAUCACACGAACAACAAAGAGUAAAACAGUAAGUAGCGAACACGAGAGCUCGUUCGAAUCCGAGACGCCAUAAUUGUACAGUAGACGAUAUUGAAAAAAAAAAAAACUGUUUCGAGCUCCUCUUGUUUUAGUUCACCGCCGAAAACCCGAAGCUACGUUCACGUAGCAUGAAGUUUACGUACAUUAAAAACACUCGAAACAACAACUACUACUUAGAACUUAGUAUUAAAUUGGAAGACAGCCGUGGAAAUCGUUCUUCCUGCGAAAAGGUUAAAACAUUGAAUACAGCAAAAAAACAAACAAAUAAUUGAUUACAAUUAUUCUACUAGUGACGAUAAAAUUAAAGAUAAAACAUUAACAACAGAACAAAGAAGGCAUUAUGCAACACGCAAGAGACAGAAAACGAAAAUGGAAAUCAAAUCUAUUACAUAUAAAGAAACAAAACAAAUAUAUCUCUAUCUAAGAACACCCUAUAACUUAUCACUAAGACGAGGUGAGGAAAAAGAACACAGCACAAAUAAGACACUGCGAGACGAAAG
Molecule: messenger RNA, 7169 nt
Organism: Aedes aegypti (yellow fever mosquito)
Lineage: Eukaryota; Metazoa; Arthropoda; Insecta; Diptera; Culicidae
Gene: Mid1
Exons: 5
Coding region: 1816-3648 (610 amino acids)
Biological process (GO): calcium ion import across plasma membrane
Cellular component (GO): plasma membrane
Molecular function (GO): stretch-activated, monoatomic cation-selective, calcium channel activity
Source: RefSeq, a predicted model, not a curated record